AUGUUCGGUGGUGCAGCAAAUCGACCGAGUAGUCGAAAUUUAGUUGAGUUUAAAGCUGGAAAAAUGCAUUUACGUGGCAAUAUGGUUCAUCCUGAUAAACGUAAAGGUUUGGUUUAUUUACAUCAGGGAAAUGAUACGUUGAUGCAUUUAUGUUGGAAAGACCGGGGUAGUUCAAACAGCGCUCCCGAAGACGAUCUUGUAAUAUUUCCGGAUGAAAUUGAAUUUAAAAAGGUGACACAAAAUACAACUGGUCGUGUUUACAUAUUGAAGUGGAAAAAUGCUGCACGUAAAUUAUUUUUUUGGAUGCAAGAACCAAAAGAAGAUAAGGACGAAGAAUUAUGUAAAAAAAUAAAUGAUCUUCUCAAUCAUCCGCCAACACCGGGAAUGUCGUUAGAUGAAUCCGGCUCAGGAUCCGGCCAUCCAUUGCAAGCUGUGAUGGAAAGAAUGUCAGCAGGAGGUGGCGGCGGCUUGGAUCCAAAUGAUUUAUCAAGUGUUUUACGUACUAUGAACCCAAAUCAACUGGCAGAAUUAAUUAGCUCAUUAGGUAAUGGAGGUGGUGGAAUUAUGCCAAUGCAUUCGCCAAGAGGCCAUGGUGCAUUGAGCGCAGGAAAUACAAAUAGUAAUCAGCAGCUAACGCCAUCGUUAUUAGAUACAUUUACGCAAGAUGCAUCUUCGAGACCUAAUACCGCUCCCGCAUCUACCACUUCUGUCACACGUACAGCUGGUGCUACUGCAACACCGUCAACUGGAACGGGCACAUCCGGAUCGUCGAAACCACCAAAAGAGACGCGAAGUGGUGGAAAUACAGGAACAACAUCAGCAGCAAGUGCAUCGAGUAGCUCGACAACAAAGCCCGCCAUCCAAUUAGCAGCGUUAGAAAGUAUACUUAGCCAGUUAGGUGGACAAUCAGCAAAACCAUCGAUUGACUUGUAUGAUAUUAUGACUUCAGAAAAUUUGGUACCAAUAUUAAGUAAUAAAGAUAUUCAAGAGAAAUUGAUCCCACAUAUGCCUGAAGGCGAAUUAUUACCCAAAACCGAAUAUGAACUACGUCAAUCGAUUCAAUCACCUCAAUUUCGCCAAGCUGUAAGUGCAUUUAGUGUUGCAUUACAAACCGGCCAGUUGGGUCCUGUUUUAUCUCAAUUUGGUUUACCACCGGACGUUGUUCAAGCAGCUAACAAAGGCGAUAUUAGUGCAUUUGCAAAAGCCAUGGAAAAACAUUAUAAAAAGGAUAAAGACAGUAGUACAAAUGACAAUACAAACAUGGAUACGAGUUAG
Messenger RNA from Didymodactylos carnosus, 1275 nucleotides. The record is from the annotation of a GenBank genome assembly. NCBI's taxonomy places the organism in Eukaryota, Metazoa, Rotifera, Eurotatoria, Philodinida, Philodinidae.